CAGACGCCAGUAAAUAACACACUGACAGUAACGAAACCAAGCAGACCUAUGUAAAGGAGGCUGGCCCAGUGCGAUGCUCAUUUCUUAUCGCAUCAAGAUGAACUCAACAAUAGUUUUAUUGGCUUUGAUCGGUAUUCAGCUGGCUUAUUGCCAAAAAAACCUCGCUUUGAGACGUCCCACUUCUCAGAGUUCUACAUACGGAGGAUACAUACGGCGCGGACAAUGUCCGGGUCCAAAAGGGGAGAGCGACAAAGCAGUGGACGGGUUUACCAAUGGAGACUGGGGAGACAACUCGUGUACACACACCAAAUAUGCUAAAGAUAACUGGUGGCAGGUUACACUCGAAAAGGUCUACACAAUUGAGGCGGUGAAGAUUUUCAACAGAAUAGAUUGUGCUGGUUCUAGAAUCAUCGGCGCUAAAAUCAUGGUAGGAAAGGAUGGAGCCUUUGAAGAAUGUGCCACCGUUGAGGAAUUAAUUAAGGUAAGUGAAACAUUCCAGUGUGCCCCAGGACUGGAGGGUGAUGUCGUGAAGAUUGUUCAGGAUGAAGCUGUUUUGACACUUUGCGAGGUUCAGAUAUUUGGCAGUGAGUCAAGUGCGGAUGAAGAGGAGGAAGAGGAGGAAGAGGAGGAAGAGGAGGAAGAGGAGGAAGAGGAAGAAGAGGACAAAAAGGAGAAGAAGAAGAAAGACAAAAAGGAGAAGAAAAAGGAGAAGAGAAAGGAGAAGAAAAAGAAGGACAAGAAGGACAAGAAGAAGAAAAAAGAUGAUGCUGAAUAAAACAUGAUUAGUCAAAUUGUCUAGAACAAAAAGUUUAUGAUUAUUGUAUAAGAAUCUACAAUUUGUUAUAACUUAA
Bolinopsis microptera is the source of this 851-nucleotide messenger RNA. Its product is annotated as fucolectin-like. The transcript is spliced from 3 exons. Lineage: Eukaryota; Metazoa; Ctenophora; Tentaculata; Lobata; Bolinopsidae. Bases 74 to 775 code for a protein of 233 amino acids. The record is from RefSeq and is a predicted model, not a curated record.